GUAAAUCCAUACAAGGGAGGAUAAUCGAGAUAUUUUAUGUCACGAUGUUUGUGACCUCUCUGUUACAAGUGGGCACAAUGUGGGCACAACAUUUUCAAUUUUGUGAGUACUCUACUUGAAAUCAUCAAAUAUAACAUUCAAGUAUUUUCGUAGAACUCGUUUGGAUAAACAUUAAUUAUAUGAUUUUAUCAACAUACAAAUCAUCUCUAAAUAUACAACUACAGAUGAAGGAGAAGGGUGCGAUGCCAUUUCAUCUCAGAGUUUGGACCAAAUAACAAUGUUUGCGAAAACUAUUCUAAAGUUGGUGUUUCGGAUUGUGUUCGUGUUGCUUUGUGUCACGAACACCAGCCAAUUGUUGUUUGAAGAACCUGGAGUCAUCCACAGAGAAAUGCCAUUUUGCAAGCACAUACGUGGCAAUAAUGCGUGCGCAGUUUAUGGCGGAACUCUGAUCAUAACAUGUGAGAUCACUCUACAUUACCCUGGAGACAGUGAUGCAUCUAAAAUAUUUUUCCAGUAUCAAUCGGCAGAAUCAGAAAUGUCAACAUAUCCGGAUAAUUUCACAAAAGUUCUUUCAAACAUAACAGCGCAGCUGCGGGUUCCAAUCAUGCCAUACUUUAACUUGAGCAAUCCUGAAGAUGGACACUGUCAUCAUUUCUGCAUGAUCAGAGAAGAAAAUGGGACAAAUGUGACACUUGCAGAAAAACUAACCAUCGUUGGGCGUUUUCCAGCUAAACCACAUAGUAUCCAGUGUGAAUGGAUCAACUGGGAGUACCUUGACUGCACCUGGCAGCCUGCUUCUUUUAAAAGUAAAGCAGUGUAUACAUAUGUCACAGCAUCGUUGAAAACAUG
Messenger RNA from Owenia fusiformis, 849 nucleotides. Lineage: Eukaryota; Metazoa; Annelida; Polychaeta; Sabellida; Oweniidae. The record is from the annotation of a GenBank genome assembly.